This is a messenger RNA of Amborella trichopoda, 2207 nucleotides long. Its product is annotated as arginosuccinate synthase family. Lineage: Eukaryota; Viridiplantae; Streptophyta; Magnoliopsida; Amborellales; Amborellaceae. The record is from RefSeq and is a predicted model, not a curated record. Gene Ontology annotation, cellular component: cytoplasm. Gene Ontology annotation, biological process: urea cycle; L-arginine biosynthetic process. Gene Ontology annotation, molecular function: ATP binding; argininosuccinate synthase activity.
AAGUUUCUUUCUGAACCUGAUGCACGUGCCAGUGUACCAAAUUUGCUUAUGGACCACGAGAAAAGGCUUCAUGUCAUAAAUUGAGCUGGGUUUCAAAUCCUUCACUCUACGAAAACCCUAGCUGAAUCCUAAACUUCUUGGAGGAUAAAUAGCCUACUCGCCCCAUCAGAGAGCUCCACCGCUGCUCAAAAACAUCACAAAGAAGAUAAUCCGCAAAAAUCACUUUCCCAUUGCCAAACAGGUGAAAUUACAAGUACCACAGUUUAUCAAACAGGGUUUCCAGCUUUCACCCUACCAAUUUUCACCUGCAUCCCACAAUAUAUGAAAGUCAGCAGCAGGGGUGAUUCCCAGGGACACUGCAGUGAAAGUUAUCAAACACUACCUAAAGCACGUAGCACAACACACAGAUAAAUAUCCAUGGCAACAUUGCAGGCCAUCUCCUCCUCCUGUAACAGUACAAGGCUCUCUAACUAUCUUCCAGAAGGUACAACUUCGCAUGGGGAUAGGAUCCAGGACGGAAAGAAUUCAUCUCGUUAUCUGAAGAUUGGCACAAAGUUGAGUGGGUUUUGUGGUACUGCAAUCAUUCAUCACACUCGCCGCCUCACUCAAGGAUCUCAUUCCAGUGUUAUUAAGAUGGCAGUAACUAGUGAUGAGACAGACAUACAUGUGACUCUCAAGGGAACAGGGUUACGUGGGAAUCUUAAUAAAGUGGUUUUAGCCUACAGCGGUGGCUUGGACACUUCAGUUAUUGUGCCGUGGCUGAGGGAGAACUAUGGUUGUGAUGUAGUAUGCUUCACUGCAGAUGUUGGGCAGGGUAUACAAGAGCUGGAGGGUCUGGAGGCAAAGGCUAAAUCAAGUGGUGCAAGUCAGUUAGUUGUAAGGGAUUUAAAAGAGGAGUUUGUGAAGGACUUUAUAUUUCCUUGUUUGCGUGCCGGUGCCAUUUAUGAAAGAAAGUACUUGCUAGGUACUUCAAUGGCACGCCCUGUUAUUGCUAAGGCUAUGGUUGAGGUUGCAAAAGAGGUUGGAGCAGAUGCUGUUUCUCAUGGAUGCACUGGGAAGGGCAAUGACCAGGUGCGAUUUGAGCUAACGUUCUUUGCAUUAAACCCCCAACUCCAUGUGGUUGCACCUUGGCGUGAGUGGGACAUCAAAGGGAGAGAAGAUGCUAUUGAAUAUGCGAAGAAGCACAAUGUUACAGUUCCUGUGACGAAGAAAUCUAUCUACAGCAGAGACCGUAACCUUUGGCACCUUAGCCAUGAGGGGGACAUUCUGGAGGACCCAGCUAACGAACCAAGUAAGAAUAUGUAUAUGAUGAGUACUGAUCCUGAAGAUGCCCCUAACAAGCCAGAAUACAUAGAGGUCGGCAUAGUCGCUGGGCUACCAGUAUCAGUAAAUGGGGAGAAGCUAUCUCCUGCUACGCUUCUCGCAAGACUCAAUGAGUUCGGAGGCCGUCAUGGAAUUGGUCGAAUUGACAUGGUCGAGAACCGACUGGUGGGUAUGAAGAGCCGAGGUGUGUACGAAACACCAGGUGGCACAAUCCUAUUUGCUGCCACCAGGGAGCUUGAAACCCUAACUCUAGAUCGAGAGUCUAUGCAAGCGAAAGAUGCUCUUGCCCUUAAGUAUGCCGAGCUCGUUUAUGCAGGUCGGUGGUUUGACCCAUUGAGAGAAAGUAUGGAUGCUUUUAUGGAAAAGAUAUCCGAGAACACAACCGGAUCGGUGGUGCUUAAGCUAUACAAAGGGUCAGUUAAUGUAGCAGGUUUGAAGAGUGAGAAGAGCUUGUAUCGACAGGACAUAUCAUCAUUUGAGACGGGGGAUAUCUAUGAUCAGGCAGAUGCAAAGGGCUUUAUUAGGUUGUAUGGGCUCCCAACCAGGGUGCGAGCAAUGCUUGAGAGGGGGCUCUGAGGGGCUUUUUGAGGGGUUUGGGACUUGCUAGGGUCUCUUUUUCUCUCUCUCUCUCUCUCUGUCUAUCAAUCCAUGGGUUUCUCUUGUUGCGGAUUAUGAGUAAGCAGUUUUUCGAUGUCAUGAAAUUUUUGGCUUUUGGUGAUUAUUUAUGUGUAACAUUUGGCUGAAAAUUUUGGAUUCUUAGAUGGACUCUAUCUCUCGCACACACACACCAUGUGUCUGGUGUGUAUUUGUGAAUGCAGUGAGUGGGAAAGUAAAAUUUUAUUGGGAAGAUUGGACAUAAAAUAUAUGUUUUCUGUUCUCAGCCA